This is a messenger RNA of Candidozyma pseudohaemuli, 387 nucleotides long. RefSeq lists its product as uncharacterized. Gene Ontology annotation, molecular function: RNA binding. Lineage: Eukaryota; Fungi; Ascomycota; Pichiomycetes; Serinales; Metschnikowiaceae. Gene Ontology annotation, cellular component: U2 snRNP; precatalytic spliceosome; catalytic step 2 spliceosome. The coding region runs from base 1 to 387 and encodes 128 amino acids. The transcript has a single exon. Gene Ontology annotation, biological process: mRNA splicing, via spliceosome. The record is from RefSeq and is a predicted model, not a curated record.
AUGGACCUACCGAUCGUGCUCGUCAAAAACCUCCCCUACGAUGCCUCAUCGUCACUGCUUCUUGACCUUUUCAGCAAAUACGGUCCAGUCAACCAGCUACGAAUUUCCGAUGGAUCCGCUCCCGCAGGCACGUGUUACGUGGUGUACACGGAAAUGGACGACGCUAAGAAAGCCGCUAGGGAGCUCAGUGGUAUAAAUUUCAUGAACAGGUAUCUUGUACUGGGUCUUUUCAAGGCAGAUAAAGAUGUGCUUAACGAAGCGAUACUAGAGCAGCGUCGAGAGGCACUUGAGGCGCCAGAGGAGGAGGAUGGUGAUGUGGUGAAUGAGGAAAAUGGUGAAGAAAAGUCUACUGAGGCGAAGACGGAGGAAAAGACGAAUGGGAAGUAA